Molecule: messenger RNA, 3146 nt
Organism: Sinocyclocheilus rhinocerous
Lineage: Eukaryota; Metazoa; Chordata; Actinopteri; Cypriniformes; Cyprinidae
Product: transcription factor COE3-like
Exons: 17
Coding region: 998-2848 (616 amino acids)
Biological process (GO): regulation of DNA-templated transcription
Molecular function (GO): DNA-binding transcription factor activity; DNA binding
Source: RefSeq, a predicted model, not a curated record
GAUGGCCCAGUAAGACUUUUUAUUUUUUUAUUCUGGAAACCACUUGCAGCGGAUGGGUGGUCAGUCAGUGCUCUUUUGCACUCUAUAAACUUGCAUGGCAGUUUUUCAGGAAAUAUAGUUCCCGCGCGCCGCGCUUUAUUCGCGGGCUUUAAUUAUCAUUCAUUUGUGUUCCUCUCUGAUGAUUACUUGACACGAUGCGCACUGGAAAAGCAGUAGCGGCAGCAGCAGCAGCAGCAGCGACUCCAGUCGAGUAUGUACUCACGGUCCAAGCUUAAAGCCCAGCGACAGGAAGCGUCAAUCCUCUCCAUGUAUGGGCAAAGCCACGCCCACGUGCGCGUCAUCCUCUGACAGCCUGGAUCCCGUGGGUCUGGAGUUUUUGGCUCCCGGGAAAGGUUCCAGUCCUGGGGGAUAGAGGGUUGAGUUUUGUAUGCUUCCAUCCAUUCUGCAAAGACGCGCUAAAGGCCCCUCAUCAUCCUCUCCCGUGUCCGGGAACACCUCCACGGUGAUCAUUUACGCGUUUAUUUGUCUUUUGGAGCCAGAAGUGGUGGAUUCAGCAGUGUCCCGAAGCCUUUUUUUGAUGCUGUUGUUAUAGGAUGCAACCAAGCUAAGAGCAUCACCACCAUCAUCAUCAUCAUCAUCAACAACAAAAACAACAACAGAAAGUUGCAAGAAAUGUUUAACUGAAUUAAAACGAGUCUAAUAUCCCUGCUAUUUGCGCGACUUGUUUCGUUUCUUCCACGGGAGGAUCUCCAUCUAUCCAAACAAGCUGCUUGGAGAGGCUUGAGAAUCUUUAAGCACUGAAUCGUUCAUGUGGUGCCAGCGCAGGGCGGACUGAAGAAGGAGUCGGGACUGCUUUUUCUUUUCUUCUUCUCUUUUCGACAAAUCCCAAACAAACUCUCACGGCUAUCCGAAGGGGCUCUUGGAGAGACGACGCGCCAUCGCUCACACUCUCAUUUCAUCUCUUUGGCUGGAAGUCGGUUGCACGCGAACUCUUUUAAUGUUUGGGAUUCAGGAAAAUAUACCAAGAGGGGGGACCACUAUGAAAGAGGAACCGCUGGGCAGUGGCAUGAAUCCGGUCCGAUCGUGGAUGCACACGGCUGGGGUGGUGGAUGCGAACACGGCCGGCGAGCGUGGAGUUGGUCUGGCACGGGCGCACUAUGAGAAACAACCGCCAUCCAACCUCAGAAAAUCCAAUUUUUUCCACUUCGUCCUGGCGCUUUAUGACAGACAGGGACAGCCAGUGGAGAUCGAAAGGACAGUUUUUGUGGACUUUGUGGAAAAGGAUAAAGAACCUAACAGUGAAAAAACUAACAAUGGGAUACAUUACAAAAUACAACUAUUGUACAGCAACGGCGUCAGAACAGAACAGGAUCUUUAUGUUCGGUUAAUCGAUUCCAUGACAAAACAGGCUAUUAUUUAUGAAGGUCAAGAUAAAAACCCAGAAAUGUGCCGAGUUCUUCUCACACACGAAAUUAUGUGCAGUCGGUGUUGUGACAAAAAAAGCUGCGGAAACAGGAACGAAACGCCCUCAGACCCUGUGAUCAUCGACAGAUUCUUUUUGAAAUUCUUCCUCAAGUGUAAUCAGAACUGCCUGAAGAAUGCAGGAAACCCACGGGACAUGCGCAGAUUCCAGGUCGUUGUAUCGACAACGGUCAAUGUGGAUGGUCAUGUGUUGGCCGUGUCGGACAACAUGUUCGUCCACAACAACUCAAAACAUGGCAGAAGAGCCCGCCGCCUUGACCCCUCAGAAGGUACGGCCACUCCUUAUCUGGAGAAUGCAGCUACCCCGUGCAUAAAGGCCAUUAGCCCCAGUGAAGGCUGGACCACUGGAGGAGCCACGGUCAUCAUCAUUGGCGAUAACUUCUUCGAUGGACUACAGGUCGUGUUUGGCACCAUGCUAGUAUGGAGUGAGCUCAUUACGCCCCAUGCCAUCCGAGUGCAGACCCCUCCAAGACACAUCCCGGGCGUCGUAGAGGUCACCUUGUCCUACAAGUCCAAGCAGUUCUGCAAAGGUGCACCGGGGCGAUUUGUGUAUACAGCUUUGAACGAACCAACUAUUGACUACGGCUUCCAGAGACUGCAGAAGGUCAUUCCCAGACAUCCAGGUGAUCCGGAGAGGUUGCCCAAGGAGGUGUUGCUAAAGAGAGCCGCUGACCUUGUGGAAGCGCUGUACGGGAUGCCACACAACAACCAGGAGAUCAUCCUGAAGAGGGCCGCAGAUAUUGCAGAGGCUCUGUACAGCGUCCCACGUAACCACAACCAGAUCCCGUCCCUUGCCAACACGGCUUCUCACGGCGGAAUGAUGGGAGUCAACUCUUUCGGCGGUCAGCUCGCCGUCAACGUCUCAGAGACCUCACAAGGUCAGGACAGGGAAAAAUCACACUGGAAUACAUGCUGGGACGCUGAAUAUCCUCCUUACAUACAUGGAGUGGGCUAUAGUCGCAACACGAGCAGUGUGUCGCCUCGCGGUUACGUGCCCAGCAGCACCCCGCAGCAGUCCAACUACAACACAGUCAGCAACAGCAUGAAUGGUUAUGGCAACACGGGAAUGCCCAACCUGGGUGUGCCCAGCUCACCGGGCUUCUUGAACGGUUCCUCUGCAAACUCUCCCUACGGCAUAGUUCCGUCGAGCCCUACCAUGGCAGCCUCUUCGGUCAGCCUCUCUUCAAACUGUAGCAGUACACACGGCAUUUUCUCAUUCUCACCUGCCAAUGUCAUCUCUGCAGUGAAACAAAAAAGCGCCUUUGCUCCAGUUGUCAGGCCCCAAGCAUCUCCACCUCCUUCUUGCACCAGUGCAAAUGGCAAUGGACUUCAAGCUAUGUCCGGACUGGUGGUCCCACCCAUGUAAAUUGCACUCCCUUCCCUUGUAAAGCAGCCGUCUCCUCACCGGGAUGAAGCAUAGUACGUUAUGCGGAGGAUCCUCCUCGAAGUCGUCAUUCGUCAUGAAGUUAAUCAGCAGCUAAUUCUGUUAUUCAGAGGAAAAAGACACUUUGCUUUAUUCGAAAUUGACAUGCAAGCGACUUCACCGUUUAUUGACUGAAUCUUGUCAUAUUUUCACAAUCUCGAAGGGGAAAAAAAGAACAAAACGUACCUAUUUUGUAUAAACAUUUCUGGUUUAAUCUUGGCUAUGUCUAGUUCUUGCUAUG